Molecule: messenger RNA, 1146 nt
Organism: Cynocephalus volans (Philippine flying lemur)
Lineage: Eukaryota; Metazoa; Chordata; Mammalia; Dermoptera; Cynocephalidae
Gene: XKR9
Product: XK related 9
Exons: 5
Biological process (GO): apoptotic process involved in development; engulfment of apoptotic cell; phosphatidylserine exposure on apoptotic cell surface
Cellular component (GO): plasma membrane
Source: RefSeq, a predicted model, not a curated record
AUGAAGUAUACUAAACAUAAUUUUAUGAUGUCAGUUCUUGGCAUUAUAAUCCUUAUAAGUGAUUUAAUUGUGGACAUAUGGGCAUCUGUAAGAUUUUUUGAUGAAGGACAAUAUGUUUUUGGUGUUUUAACAUUGAGCAUAAUGCUCCUUGGCACACUUGUGGUCCAUUGUUUUAGUUAUUCUUGGUUGAAGGCUGAUUUAAAGAAAGCAGGCCAAGAAAAUCAGCAUUAUUUUCUUCUACUUCAUUGCUUGCAAGGAGAAGUUUUUAUAAAUAAAUGUUCAUAUUUACUUUACAGGUAUUGGUUUGCCUUGAAAAAAGGUUACUAUGUAGCUUUCAACUAUAGCAGCAAAACUAAUAACUUCAUGGAAGAACAAAUUGAUCCACAUAAAGAAGUUAUAGAUAGAGUGACUGAUUUGAGCAUGCUCAGGCUAUUUGAGACCUACCUGGAAGGUUGCCCCCAACUUGUUCUUCAGCUCUACGUCCUUCUGGAGCAUGGUCAAGUGAAUUUCUAUCAGUAUGCUGCCAUCACGGUCUCUUGCUGUGCUAUUUCUUGGUCAACUGUUGGUUAUCAAAUAGCUUAAAGAAAAUCCUUGCCUGAUAAAAAUCUCCUUAAUGGACUCUGUCCAAAAGUCACAUAUCUCUUUUACAAGUUAUUUACCUUAUUAUCUUGGAUGCUGAGUGUUGUACUUCUGCUAUUCUUGAAUGUUAUGAUUGCUUUAAUUCUGCUGUUAUUUCUUUGGUUUUUAGGUAUAAUAUGGGCAUUUAAAAAGCAAACUCAGUUUUGUACUUCUAUUAGUAUAUAAUUCUUAUACAGAAUUGUUGUUGGAUUCAUUCUUAUCUUUACAUAUUUUAAUAUUAAGAGACAGAAUACCAAAUGUCCAAUGUCUUGUUAUUAUAUUGUAAGGGUACUGGCCACAGUGGGCAUGUUGAUUGUGUUCUGGGUUUUCCCACUGUCUAUUUUUAAUUCAGACUAUUUUAUAGGUAUCAGUAUCACUGUAGUUUCUACUCUUCUCCUCGGAAUUAUUUUUCUUAUUGUUUAUUAUGGGACUUUUCACCCAAACAGAAGUGAAGCAAGAAGAUGUGAUGAAAUUGAUAGAAAAUCAGUUCAAAGAGAUUGUAGAAUGAGGUAUUUCUUACUGGAAUAA